Dictyostelium discoideum AX4 is the source of this 1080-nucleotide messenger RNA. RefSeq lists its product as hypothetical. Bases 1 to 1080 code for a protein of 359 amino acids. The record is from RefSeq and is a predicted model, not a curated record. Lineage: Eukaryota; Evosea; Eumycetozoa; Dictyosteliales; Dictyosteliaceae. The transcript is spliced from 2 exons. Gene Ontology annotation, cellular component: endomembrane system.
AUGAAUAAAUAUAUUUUAUUAUUUAUUUUAUCUACAUUUCUUAGUGUAGUUAAAUCAUCAUUAGAAACAUGUAUUUUUCAAAAUUCAACUCAUAUAAUUGAUAUGUCUUUAAUAAAGAAUUCUACAUUCUUGUAUCGAGUAAAUCAUUAUACUGAUUAUUCAUUUGCAGUUUGUUCAGUAAAUAAUGGUUGUUCAAGUAUUGGAGAUAAUAUUCAAUCAUGUCAACAUGUUGAAAGAGGUUUUUUUGAAAUUGGUAAUUUUGGAAAAGGUCAAUUUUCACUCAAUCCAUUAUCUGAAUAUAGCCUUAAAAUCAGUUAUAAUGCUUCAGGUACACAAAGUGGUCCAAAUGUAAUUUGUCCAAAUGGUAAUAAUAGAAGUUCAAAUUAUUAUUAUAAAUGUAGUCCAGAAUAUGAAUUUACAAUUGAAAAACAAACUGAAAGUCCAAUGUGUGUUUAUGAUAUUUAUAUUAAAACAAUAUAUGCAUGUCCAUUACCAAAACCAACUCCAUCACCAACUCAAACAUCAACUCAAUCACCAACUCCAUCACCAACUCAAUCACCAACUCAAUCACCAACUCAAUCACCAACUCAAUCACCAACUCAAUCACCAACUUCAACACCAACUUCAACACCAACUUCAACACCAACUUCAACACCAAAUAAUUCACCAAUUUAUUGUGAAUCAAAUGAAAAUGGUUUAUUUAUAAAUAGUACAGAAUUAAUUGUUUGUACUGGUAAUGGAAAAACUAAUUGUAUAACAGAAGAAGGUUCAACAUGUGGAACUGAUCAACCAAAUGGAGUUAUCACAUGCACAACACCAAAUUCUUUUAUCUCUUGUAGUGGUAAUCAUAUUGUUUGUAAAACUUCAUAUUUCACUUGUAAAAUUAAUACUAAAUUAUAUUCAGGUUUAAAUGUUAAUGAUUUAGUAAUUAAUUCAAAUACUUUUGGUAGUGAUGAAUUAAUUAUUCAAGAAAAUCAACAACAACAACAACAAAGACAAAUUAAUUCUUCUUCAACUUUAAUUUUUUCAUUCAAUAUUUUUAUUUAUUUAACUUUAAUAUUAUUAUUUUUAAUUUUAUAA